Molecule: messenger RNA, 7333 nt
Organism: Myotis daubentonii (Daubenton's bat)
Lineage: Eukaryota; Metazoa; Chordata; Mammalia; Chiroptera; Vespertilionidae
Gene: RGS9BP
Product: regulator of G protein signaling 9 binding protein
Source: RefSeq, a predicted model, not a curated record
CUCCUCAGGCCAGCGAGCCCCGAGCUGCCCACUGCGCGUGCCCAGAACGGGAGAGGGCGGGGUCGCGAGCAACGCUGUCACGGGAAGGGGUCCAAGCUUGGUCUCUGGAAAGCGGGCUGGAUUGAGAUAGGGGACCCAGGAGCCAAACCGCUUCAUGUGUCGCCCUUUACUGCUAGCUUUGGAGGACGGAGGUGCCCAGGCCUAUGAAGUACACCACUCCCGUCUCUGGCAGGGGCUGGGAGUCAUGAUCUGUAGGUUCUAGGCUAGGCCCUUCACUUGCAUGGAUGUAGAGUGACUCAGCCCCCCCCUCCUUUAUUUUUACUUGGGCCUCAGUUUUCCCCAUCCGUUAAAUAGAGGGUUAGAUAUGCGAAGCGCUAUUAUUCCAGAACUGCAAUGGGGUGAGGAGGAGGGAGAGACAGGGGACCUACACGUGACCUCCCCGCGCGGGGCCCCGCCUAUCCCUUGUCCAGGGGAUGGAAGCAUCCCGCGAGGACGGGCGGGGUGGGUGGAUCCUAAGAAACACGACCCAGCCAUCCUUGGCAGCGGCUAAGGCGGAGCGCGCAGCCCGCGGGUUAGUCCUAGAGACGGUACCAGAGGAGGAUGGGGACCGCAACCUCGGCUUCGCAGGGGGCCACCGUGGAGGCCAGGGCAGUACAGAGACUCAGCGUGUGACUUGAGCGUACCUGGGAGGAUGGACGAGGGGACCGGAGGCAGCUAACGCGCCCGGCGCACGUCGCGAGUCCCUAGCUGGCUCCGUCCACAGCACUGCAGCGCGGAGCUGGUCUGGGGCGAUGAGGAGGGUGCCAGCGGCCCGACCCGGGGCCGCAGUGGGGAUUGGCCGUGUUUGGCCGUGCUGAGAGCCUGAGGCCGAGAGGGGCGCAGCGGUCAGGCUGUGCCGGAGCGCACCGCCAUGGCGAGGGAGGAGUGCAAGGCGCUGCUGGACGCGCUCAACAAGGCGACCGCAUGCUACCACCACCUGGUGCUUACUAUCGGAGGCUCGGCGGACUCGCAGAACCUUCGUGAGGAGCUGCAGAAGACGCGCCAGAAGGCGCAGGAGCUGGCGGUGGCCACUGGUGCUCCGCUGACGACCGCGCUGCGAGACAAGGGCAUGGGCACCGAGGAACGCGCCGAGUUCGAGCGCCUCUGGGUAGCCUUCUCGGGCUGCCUGGACCUGCUGGAAGCGGACAUGCGGCGCGCGCUGGCGCUGGGCACCGCGUUCCCUCUGCACGCGCCGCGACGGCCGCUGGUGCGCACGGGUGUGGCGGGCAGUGCGGCAGGCGUCGCGGCACGCGCCCUGAGCGUCCGCAACCUGCGGCACGAGGCAGAGCGCAACUUCGACGCAGACGAUCUGCGCGAGCUGGAGCGGGAGAUCCUUCAGGUGGGCAAGAUGAUCCACGACCUGGAGAUGAAGGUCAACGUGCCCCGCUGGACGGUGCAAGCCCGGCAGGCGGCGGGCGCUGAACUCCUGUUCAGUGCUGGAGCCUCCUCGGCGGGCUUUGUGUCCGUAGAAGAGCGCACAGGGCCCUGCGACCCGAGCAAGGCCCUGGCUGCCACUGUUUUCAGCGCUGUGCUGCUGGCGGCCGUGGCCCUGGCCGUGUGCGUGGCAAAGCUGAGCUGACCGACACCUGAUAGCCUGCCGCUCAGCUCCUUCCUGACCGCCACCUCUCCUUCCCCAGGGACGCCCCUCUCCCGGAAUGACCCUGACCGCUAGGACUCGGGAUGGGAGUGAAAUCUGGCAUGUUUAAGGGGAGCAAUUCUAAAACCCCGUGUGUGUAGGUGUACACGCGUAUUUCAAGCACACAGCUACCAGCAGAACGUGGUUUCCUCCUGCUGGCCAGGGAGGAGUUAAUUUGUGCAGGUUGCCAGGGCAUUACCGCUAAUGUUUGCAGGAGCUUUAUCCUCUAUUAAUAGAAAACGGUCCACAGUGACCCCAGAUUCCUCCGAGUUAAUGGGUUACCGCGUGUGCUGCUGGGGCAUGUUUGCACUGAGUUCGAGCUUGGUGCUACCAUCCCUACUGGAGACUCCCACUCUUCAUGGGGCAGUUUGAUAAAGGCGGUGAUGAAAUGAAGUGUGAAGAGGGGGCUGUUUUGCUGGAAGGGGGUUGUUUCUUCCUGGACAAGAGGCAAAUUGCAACAGGAUAUAAGCAGGGUUUCUAUUGUCAUUAUUAUUAUUAUUAUUAUUAUUAUUACCUUAAUCCUUUGGGGCCUAAGUUUAGGAGAGGAAAAAUAGACGUUCAUGCAAAGUGCUUUCUGGAUGGCUCACGAUUGUGCUUCUUGGCAGAAUCACCAAAAGCAGCUAGAAGGGGUUUGGGGUUGUGCCCUCGCUGCAGGGUCUGACUCUGCUUAGGAAACCAGAGAAGGGCCACAGAACCUUCCUUCAUGAGGUUGGACCCACUGCGCACACUGCCUAUUUAAAAGGGCUCUCCCUCGCCUGCCUGGGAGGGGUGCAAGCUUCGGAACUUUCUCCUUCCCUUUGGCUUAUUUUUGUUCCAGAACUAGACCAGAGUUUUUGAUCCUCCUUUUCAGGGAGGGCUGGGGAAUCCUCUUUGGAGCCCUUAAUCCUGUCUAUCCCUUGGAAUUUGCUUGCAGGCCAGUAGGAGAGCUGGUUUUGGAGGGAGCUACACAGCUCUCUGACCCCAACACUGCCCCCUGAGGGGGUAUAGUAGCAUCACUGGCGCGCAGAGAAUGUAAUAGUUUUAACUUGGAAUUUAAUGUGUUUUAAAAAUAACAAUCAUUUUAAAGAAAAAUCACAUUGUGUACUAUUAAAGCUGUUUUUUUCUAAAGGACAUUUGGCCACGAAUUUAUACGUGCUAAUGAGUCAAACAUAGUUUUUACUUAUAUACUUUGGUUACUAAAUAUAUAUUUGCAUUUAUUUUUAAAAUUGAUCUUGAAGGCAGGAGGUCAUAACAAAAACUACUAGAACCACAAGUGUAGGCGACAGGAGUUAAGCAGCCCUUGCUUCUCUUGGUCAAUAAAUAAGGAAAUGUAGAAAACACCCUGAGUCUGAGGCUGGAAUUUGCCUGAGCUGGGCUGCCACCUCCUACCUGUGUUACCAAGAGAACAUCUGUUGAGAAAAAAAAGAUGCAUUUACUCCAUAAAGGUAAUAAUUUGGCAUAAAAUUCAUAGGCAUUGGUUUGGCUCAAAACUGAGAAGGAUUUUUUUUUUUUCCUUUUUUACCUCCAAAGUGAGAAAAGGGACCAAGAGGAGGGAAUUGGCAGGUUUUCAAAAGGGCAACUUGGGAGGGCCAAUGGCAGAGGCAAAUCGCAGCAGGAGUGCUGUUCGGGCGCCCAGUCCGAACCCAGGACAAUCCCCCAGCCACUCCCACUCCUCACACGCAGGUUCCAGUAACUUAGACUAUGAGAUGUUUGCAUAGCAGUUUUAAAUGACUCAGAGGGUCGUAAGCCGAAUUAAAGUUUUAUGACAAUAACCAAUUAAAGGAAACUUCUGCCUCAUCCAGUCUGCGUGAGUCUGAAUAGUGGCCAACAUAAAAUUAUUUUGCAUCUGACAGCCCAGGGUACUUUCAGAGAUGACACAGUUUUCUAAAUCCUUUCUUCCUCUUCCCAUAUACAACACAACAUGGAAUCUCUGUCACUUUCCCCAAAGUCUCAUGUCAGGCAAGAGGAGGCUGGGGCAUUUUGUGACCCAGUGUUGGAAAAUAUCCCUGAAAACCAAGCCCUAAGUAGAUUUUUCCUUUUCUAAGACUGUGAUUCUUUGUUCUUUUUUUUAAAGAAUAGUUUUAUUUUUUAAAAAAGAAUAGUUUUAUUAAUUUUUUGAAAGAGAGGAAAGGAGAGGGAGAAAGAAACAGUACACUCCCUACUGGGGAUCAAACCAGCAACCUCCUGGUGUGCAGGACAACCCAUUUAGCACACUGGCCAGGGUCUGACUAUGUUCUUAUCAAGAUGUUCUGUUCAUGAAAAACAAAUUGUUCAGCAGAAACUGUUUUUAAAAAAACUUCAGAAGUUGUGUAAUCCAUAGAGAGCAAUUGGUUGUCACUCUUUCCACCCACUUGGCAGAUCCUUGGGUCUUCACUUAUAUGUACGAUCAGAUGUGUACCUGAUUCUGAGAGCCCUCUGCUCACUGGAAUUUGUGAUAAAGUGUUGCAAAAUUAGGCCGAAUUACAAUAAACAUAUUUUUGCUGUAGACUUGUUAGCUUAAACAACACUCUUGAGUUUGAAAAUGUUAAACAUUAGGAAUAUUUGGCAUUAUUUGUAGUUAUAACAUUGCCUAAUAGAACUUUUGCUCGAUAAUUCAAGCAAAAUCACUUGCUGCUUGAGCACUAGGCUACUCUUUCUCUCUGCUCUCAUUUCUAUAUAUAUUUCAAGAAAUUGCUUUCUUGUAGAAGCCUGAUUUAACUUAGAUGUUUGAUAUGUUAAUAAUUCUCUAAAAAACACUUGGUGUGAUUUUUAUACCAGGAUACAAGUGAUAGAAAAGAAAACAAAUUCAACAUGUUUAACAUAGGGUAUAAUGAAGCAGUCAAUGUUAAGGUCUAUGUGAGAGAACACCUAAUUUCCCCAAUUAAAAGUACAAGCUAAAAGGAUAGAGUUUUACUUCCAAAGUAAAGUGCUAUUGUUAAGUAAAAUCUCUUGUGAAGAAGAAACAUCCCUGGCUUAUCCUUUGGGAAAACAGCACUGCUUUUUGUGAUACUGAAAAGAGAAAAACUUGAUAUGUCAAGGCAUUUAUCAUGGAAACUUUAAACUAUUGCUAUUAUUUUUUAAAAAGCACCCAACUAAUAAUGUUUGUGGGAGAAAAAAUGCCUGCUGGCAAAUUCUUUUUUUAUGUGCUCUAAAAACUUAUACUUUUAAAAUGCCAGAAGGGAAAAUAUUUUUGGUGACUAAAAGUAGAGCAUAAACUCUAUGAUUUACCUAAAGUUUACAGUAAGCUACAUAUGAGAUGCGUGAUGUCAAAUGACUAAAAAGUACUCUGGUUGAAGAGAGGAAGAGUUCUGGUUUGCAUGAGGACCCUGACAAUGCUGCAUUUCCCUUUUCAAUGUGCACAGUGAUAUGUUUUUAGUUAUUUGGUUGCUUUUCAGAAUGUAGUUCUCUGUUCUUUAUUGAGUGCUUGUUAAGGGUGUGAGCCCCAGAGUGUGAGUCUGCGUGUCAGUCUGAGAAAUACAGUGAUGAGGACUGGUCUCUAUGUUCUUUGAGGGCAUGCCUCCUCUGGCAAGGCCUGACCAGCUGCAAUUGGCAGGGACUGCCUCUCUUUCCAAGCACCUCAGACAAGUCACUGACCUCCCUGUGCCUCACGUCCCUCAUUUAUGAAAUGUGUGUGUGGGGGGGUCCUCACUAACUCAAAGGUCCCUUCCAGAGCUUAAAACAUUUAAUGGAAUGCAGUUAAACAAGAAAGGGUUUUUUUUGAUUGUUUGGUGUGUUUUGGUGCAUAUUGAAAUAGAAACUUACCGUUUGGUGGUUAUUGUCUAAAAUUAGUCUGUGGGUAAGAUUCCAUAUGAUUUUAAAAAAUCAGAAUCAACUAAGCUUACUGUGAUUUUAGUCCAUAUCAGAACUAGUGGGUGGAUUUAAAAAGCAAAUUUGUGUAUGCUACUUAAAUUAGAUUAGGAAUUUAAAUUCAGACCCUAACUCUAAGUCCAAGAAAGCCCAGUAUUUAUUAAAUAGUUUGUUGUACCCAGCAGUUGGACCACCUAAACUGAUUCUGGGAAAUUACAGAUGCGAAAACUUGUCAUUUGUCAUGGAGACUGGGAGAAUCCUAUUCUGUAAGUAACCUGGUGCCCUCAGAACUAUAACUACAUUGGCUGCCUGAUGUCGGGGAAUGUGAGCACAGCAUGUAUGUGGCAUUGAUAGGAGCAGGGAGGAAAUGGUGGGCACUAACAAUGUUCAUAGAUAUUACAUAUCAUUUCUGUUGUCUUCAUCGAAGAAGGUACACUCUGGCCUGGUAACUGACCCUCUCUGGGAGUUUGGAAUGCUGUCCAUUCUCUGAUUCUGGGAACGGGCUAAGCUGUUUGAUAUCAUAAAAGGAUUAACUACCUUGUUAUCAGACUUCAGGAUUCUGGGAUGGGACACACUGACCACAUACCCCACAGCCCUUAUCCUGCUAUACGUAGUUUUUCUUCCCUAUUCCUAUAUAAUCAGCCAACUGGCAGAAGAUGUUAGUUGUUUUAUUUUUUUAUGUUUUUAUUGAUUUGAGAGAGAGAGGAAGGGAGAGGGAGAGAUAGAAACAUCUAUGAGAGAGAGAGCAACAUCCAUCUACUGCCUCCUGCACGCCCCCUUCUGGGGAUUGAGCCCAUAAGCCCUGGGCAUGUGUCCUGACAGGGAAUUGAUCUGGUGACCUUUUGGUUCAUGGGUUGAUGCUCAACCACUGAGCCACAUCAGCCAGACAGAGUAGUUAUUUAAAGAUGCCACAUCUGCUGCUCCUAUUGCCGACAAUUCGAAUAAACACAGGAUUCAACCUGGUCUCUACUCAUUGACUUAGUGGCGACAGGCAGCAAUGGACCUGUUAUGUCUGGUAUCAGCAUCAGAUCCAAGGUGGAAUAAAAAGCUUUGUGUCUUUUAACUAAAAUGUUUAUUAAUAACUAAAAAUUAAAGAUAGCAUGCAGUAUUUAUAACUUUGUCGGAAAAGGCACCCUCAAAUGAUUUGGCUGUCAACUAUUGUGAUUUAAAAAAAAAAUUCCUAAUCUUCUUCAUGCAUGUUUAAAGUGAAUGUCCUGAUCAACGUAUUUACCCUUCACAGAUUUCAUUACAUAAAGAGGUGUUCAGAAAUACCUCAGGAUUAUAAAUCUCCAAGUGCUGUUCUACAAUAUGAUUAUACUCAUCUUUUAAUGUAGCCUGGAAUCCAGGAAGAAAAGUAGGUCUCCGCAUGAAGGAUCUUUGGCUGUGGUCAACAAAGAUGAAAGUCACAUUUAAAUAUUGUUUCCUUGGCUCUUAGGAACAGACCAAAGGAGCAGGGACUGACCACAUGCUGCAGCCCUGUGUCCAUGAGGAAUAAAUGGAUUCUUCUCUUUCAUUUACUUGUUUUCAUCUCAUUCCACAGAGGAAUCUGAGUGUUUUUAUUGUAGUACUAUGAGAUCCUGGGCAUCCUUGUUCUUAGGUGUGUAAGUUUAGAAUUGUAUAAACUUGAGGCUCAUAUGACAAAUGUAAAUAAGCCAAAUGAGGGCUCCUGUUGGCAAAAUGAUUUUGAAGAGUCCUUUUAAUAUGCUAUUGCCACAAGGCAAAGUUGAGUGUCUCCUGCUUGUAUGUAUGUAUGUAUGUGUUAGGCAUAUAGAGAAGAUCUACAAGGAAAUGCACAAAAAUAAAAAUAUUAAGGUGGUGGGAUUAUGAAUGAUGUUUUUUCAGUAUUUUUAGUGUUGUUAUAUUGUUUUUACAAUAAAAAUUUGAAUGCUCUUA